This is a messenger RNA of Hyposmocoma kahamanoa, 1237 nucleotides long. Its product is annotated as protein Fer3-like. Gene Ontology annotation, biological process: regulation of transcription by RNA polymerase II; developmental process. The record is from RefSeq and is a predicted model, not a curated record. The transcript is spliced from 4 exons. Lineage: Eukaryota; Metazoa; Arthropoda; Insecta; Lepidoptera; Cosmopterigidae. The coding region runs from base 4 to 486 and encodes 160 amino acids. Gene Ontology annotation, molecular function: protein dimerization activity; DNA-binding transcription factor activity, RNA polymerase II-specific; RNA polymerase II transcription regulatory region sequence-specific DNA binding.
CUGAUGUCCUACGGCAGCGAGACGCCGCACGUUUGGAGCAGCUCUGCAGGCAGCGAAGUGUCGCCAUACGGGCCCUUGUGGGACGCGCCGCCGGCGCCUGUACCCUAUCCAGACAUACUGGCCUUCCCGCCUGCCGAUCUCGUGUGGUCGGCGGCGGGAUGCGGCCGCGGUGGCGCACGGACUACCCCGCCGGGGAAGAAGCCGCGUCGUCGCGUAGCAUCACUAGCGCAACGCCGCGCUGCCAACAUCCGCGAGCGACGACGGAUGUUCAAUCUGAAUGAGGCCUUUGACAAAUUAAGGCGGAAGGUACCAACAUUCGCAUAUGAGAAGCGGCUCUCGCGUAUAGAAACUCUCCGUCUGGCGAUCACCUACAUCAGUUUUAUGUGUGAGCUCCUACACGGCUCUCCGCAGCCCCAUCAUGCGCCUCAACCAUCACUCCAUCCUCCACGACACGUGUUUGAUGCUGAAGUACCUUGGUGCGCGUAAAACAAGACCGGGUACUGUAGGGAUUUAACACUGAACGCUCGUAUACAGAGUGUAACAAAAAUCUCCAAGUGUAACAGCUGGUGAAUAGUGCACAGAUCUAUUAAUUCACACACAUUAUUUGUUUCAUGUGGUUUGUAUUAUUUUUAUGACUUUGAUAAACUAACGUUGAAUCACAUGUGGCUUUAUUAUACAAAAAGUACUUCACGUUUAAAUAACACACACACAAACACACGAACAGACAAUGCAAGGGCGUUAUCCGCGUAAGUUAUCUUUGGCAUUCUAACGAGUUACUUAGCUACAUGAAGUAGCAAUAGAAAGCGGCAAUCCCGUAGGAAUCUCAUAUACGGUACCUACAAGCUGUGAAUUCACGAAACGCCCACACGGCUGUGGUACACCGAGGGAAAGUGCUUUAAAUAUUGCAGAUAGGACAUUUUACUUUGUAGAUACAUGAUUUUAUAUUUAAAGACUUUUAAAAAAUUACUUUCUAAUAGUAACUUUUUAAAAGUCUUUAGUAACUUUUUAAAAGUUACUCUGAGAAGCUAGUAACUAGUAACUUUUUAAAGUUACUCUUUUAUACUUUUUAAAAGUUACUAAAACCAGUAACAUUUUAAAAGUUACUCUGCGAAGCGAACCGACCAAACGUGAUAAAAAACACCUGUAUUUUUUGUUUAAAUUGUAUAAUUGAAGGGUAAUCAUUUGAAUUAAGAUGCUGUGUUACAUAAAAGGAAUUAAUACUUAUAGGUCUUCUCGA